Saccostrea echinata is the source of this 1156-nucleotide messenger RNA. Its product is annotated as C5a anaphylatoxin chemotactic receptor 1-like. The record is from RefSeq and is a predicted model, not a curated record. NCBI's taxonomy places the organism in Eukaryota, Metazoa, Mollusca, Bivalvia, Ostreida, Ostreidae. Gene Ontology annotation, biological process: G protein-coupled receptor signaling pathway. Gene Ontology annotation, cellular component: membrane. Gene Ontology annotation, molecular function: G protein-coupled receptor activity.
AUGGACAAUAUUACCCAGAUAUACUCCAAUACUUCUUCAAUACGAUUUUCAAGCUUAGAAGAGGUCAAUAGGUCAAUAGCCGUAUUACGUCUUCCGACGGUGAUCUUUUUGAUAAUUUUGAUAAUCGUUGGACUAAUUGGAAACACAGUUGUACUUGUCAUAUAUUCCCAGAAGUAUCCACCCUCAACAUUCCGAUUGUACAUUCUGACUUUAGCGGUGCUUGACUUGCUGUCUUGCUUGAUUCCAAUGCCAUUGGAAAUCGCCGACAAUGUAUACCCGGUGAUGUUUUACAGCGAGCCAAUCUGUAAAUAUGGCCGUUUUUUAGGUAGUGUCCUUAAGAUUGGAUCUGCAUUUGUUCUUGUUGUAAUAGCAGCGAGCAGGUAUAAAAGGAUAUGUCAUCCAUUAUCCAAGGCCACCAGCUUAUUGCAGGCUCGUAUUUGCUGUGCAUUAGCGAUAGUUCUUGCUAUUGCAUUUUCGUGGCCAAAUGCAAUCUUUCAAGGGAUAAAACGUGUGUAUUUUCCAGGGAAUAUUACUGGUUUUGAUUGUUCUAUUGAUGACGCGGCUAUAAACACCAAAUAUCCCUUUAUCUAUUCUGUUAUACUUUUUGUUGUGUAUGUAACGGUGUUUUUGUUAUUAACUUCCUUGUACUCUCUUGUCAUCGUGUCCCUCCGAAAACAAGCGAAAAAACAAAGAACUAAAAAUCUCGGUGAAAGACUUGAGAAAACAAACCCAAGAAUUACGAAACUUAUGAUUGCAAUCACAGCGGCGUUUAUAUUGUGCUAUUUACCAGACUGUGUAAUGGAUGCUGUGUCUGCCUUCAAGAGAGGACCCAUUUUCCCACCAAGUAGCUUUAUCUUGGGGACACUUCCUCUUUUAGACAGAGCAUUUUUCAUCAACAAUGUCAUCAACCCUUUCAUAUAUUUGAUCGGAGAAUCGGAAUUCCGAGAUAUCGUAAAACAGUCAUUCAGAUGGAUUUUCUACACCAUCUGUUGUCGUCCUCAAAAACGAAUGAAGAGCUUCGCCAUGGAAGAGUAAUUUGCUUAACGGAAAUAUAAUCUAACCACGACUUAAAUGUUGAUAUUGAUGUAUAUAUGAAGUCAUUGUGUUGCCCUAAAUCAUUUGUUUUGCAGAAGGAUAUUGAGUGUGAUGGUGCAAA